Pelobates fuscus (common spadefoot toad) is the source of this 2755-nucleotide messenger RNA. RefSeq names its product membrane-spanning 4-domains subfamily A member 4A-like. The record is from RefSeq and is a predicted model, not a curated record. The transcript has 7 exons. Gene Ontology annotation, cellular component: membrane. The coding region runs from base 265 to 972 and encodes 235 amino acids. Lineage: Eukaryota; Metazoa; Chordata; Amphibia; Anura; Pelobatidae.
UAUGAUUCGUAAUUAAUUUUACAGUUGACAUUUUUUUUCCCUAAAUUAGUACUUUUUAAAAGAUAACAGAGAGAAUGUGAACAAAACAAUGGAUUUCAUCACAGGAAACUCUCACAGCCCUGGAUGAGAGACCCCUCCUUGCUAGUGAUAUCUCUGCACAUUCAGUCUUUGCGAACAAGCCCAUUGCAGAUCCGAGAAGACAGGCAAGGCAGCAGAUUCAGCGGGAUUGUUCUCCUCACUUGAAACCGACUGAAAGUGGGAAUCAUGACUGAAAUUCGAUCAGACAAUGAUGGCUCUGCGGUUAUUACUCAAACUAAUCCAAGUGGUAAUUUGCAAGAGUUACCAGAUCACAUUCAAAAUAUAAAAAACACGACUCCAAAGCCUCUCAUCAGCUUCAGCAAAGGAGAACCUAUGGCUCUUGGUGUGACUCAGGUAUUUUCAGGAGUAUUAAUCAUUAUUUUUGGCAUUAUUUUUUGUUUUCUUCCACGAUAUGGAAUUUAUUUCCUGAUCCCUUAUAGCGGUUUACCUUUUUGGUCUGGAGUAAUGUAUAUUAUAUCUGGAUCAUUAUCAAUUAGUGCUGCAGUAAAAGCAACAUUAGGAAAGGUGAGAUCAAGCCUGGUUUUGAACAUCAUAAGCUCAAUUAUUGCAGGUAUUGCAAUAAUACUGCUUUCGUUAGCAGUGGUUUCUCAAUGGUACAGAUUACAUAUUUUCACCUGUUUUUAUUACAAAUCAUCCGUUCACUGUGAAGGCAAUUUUGACCUUAAGAUUGUUGUUGAGGGAAUGCUGGCAUUGCUUUUCAUAAUGACAGUAACGCAGCUUUGUAUCACAAUAUCCACAUCUGUUUUUGGAUGUAAAACUGUGUGCCGGACAUCAUAUAAUGAAACGACCGUAAUAAUUUAUCAAGCCUCCUCGGUGAUAAACGCUGGAAAUAACAUGACUGCUGAUCCUACUACCUUAACCACAGAUGAAUAAUGUAUUGAUAUCAAAGAAUAUCUUCUAGGGAAGAUAUGAUGUUACUUUUUUAUAACUACUUUUCAGAUGCCUAAGUAGUUUUGUAAAAUUUUAAACAUAAAUACAAUUUUCUAUAUCUUUUUUUUUUUGCAGACUAGCAGCUCCUCUGCUGCCAGUCUGCAGUUUCCACUUCGGCUUAGACCAUUUUCCAUUUUUGAGCUAAUCAAAGCAAACUAAUGCUUCUCAUUAUUAAAGCACUAUCAAAGUUGGUAUAUUACUGCUCUACAGCUGUGCAACUCAUAUAGCCCCGUGUGCAAACACCUUCUGCAAACUAAAUUCCUUCCUGAGAUGCUAGGCCUCAUUUUGAUUCUUCAUAACAGCAACUUUUUCAUUAACAUCAAACAAAAUAUCACCAGUUUCCUUCUUUUGACAUAGAUGUUUUCAGUGCUUGUUAUAUAACUGGAAUAUAUACAUUUCACUACUACCAUGCUGCAAAGGGUUAAAGGAACACUAUAGUGUUAAGAGUAGAAAACUGUAUUUCUAACACUAGUGUCCUUCUGCUUCCGCACCCCUACCCCACUGGCAAAGAAGGGUUAAAAACACUUUUUUCCCCCACUUACCUGAUUAUCUGAUCAGGCUCUUCCUCUGCCCAUGUCAUGCUGUGCAUUAGGUUUUCCCAUAGGAAAUCAAAGCUUUUUAAUGGGGUUUUUCAAGAGGCUGGACGUCAUCAUACAAGGCGUGACAUCCAGCGUUGUUUCAUGGAGUUCAACUGCAGGAAGCGUCUCUAAUGACUGUCUGGAAGACAGCCACUAGAGGCAGUCUUAACCAUGCAAUGUAAACAUUGCAGUUUCUCUAAAUAUGCAGGGUUUUUACAUUGCAGUGUUAAGAGGACAGUGACAAUGAAUCCAGGCCACUUCCAUAAGAUGAAGUGGUCUGGGUACCUAUAGUGUCCCUUUAAUACACAGUAAUUGUGGUAGGGCAAACUACAAACAAGAUUAAACAAGUUAACCCUAUCAGGCUCUGCAUUUUAAAGUUUAGUCUUUAAUAACUGUCCCUUCCAGAUGGGGGAACAAAAAGAGAACUACAUUAGGGUCAUAUCACAAUCACAGAAUUCUCCUCCUCCAGGGCCCUAAACUAGACUAAAGAAUGCAACCUAGAGUGUGUAAUACAGAGAGCAGGCACAAUGCAUGGAUUGGAUUUCACCUAAUUUAUCUCUUUAAAGGAAAUCGGGUAAUAGUAGCAGAAAGCUCAAGAAUUGAAUGUACCAGGGAAAAGAUUGAGUAAUUGACUACGUGCAGGGAUUGGCAAGCACUUAGCAGAUGUGGGGGGGGGAAAAGACAGAUGUGUAGACAGCCAGAUACACAUACACGUAGCAGUAAUACUCACAAUGCGUCUCCCUGGCAACCCUCUGGCGCAGGCUCUCUGACUCCCUGCAGCUCAUGUUGCUCUCGGUUGCUCAGUAUUUACCGGGAUUCUAAAAGCCAGUCUUGGAACACAUUGUCUGAAGAGGGGGCAUGGCUAAGCAAGAGUCUGUUGCAGCUUCUGACUUCUGCAGCUCUGCAGACUCUGGAAGCACAUCACUGGACCAACAGGGAGCAUACUGUUGCUAAACCGUUUACCCCUUUACUGGGGAGCCAGGCCACGGUAAUUUGGGCAUCAUUUCCAUUACAGCAGGAUGUAAUGAUGAUCGGUGAUGCUUGGAGUAAUCCUUUAAGUGAGCUACACACUUUUUGAUACUUUCUUGAUUCUACCUGUUUUUUUAUGACUUUGGAAUAUUAAUUAAGCUUACGUGUAAUAUUGUGAU